UACAGAUGCCGAAAUCUCGCGAGAUACGAUGAAGUAUGAAUGAGAUCCGAGUGACCGGCCUACUGCUGGAGAGAUACAACACACGGUUUCAGGGACUUCUUCACAAACUUAUCAGACCGGCUGCAGGAACAGUAUGCAGCUACUCUAACAACCUCGCCAACAGACCCGUGAACAAUAGUAUGCACCGACCCCUCAAACUAAAGAUCCAAAACGCACUUAACCAAGUGAUUCUAGGCGAUGCCGAGUCUCGCGGACUCUUUGUAGGAGGAAGACGUAGAAACCGGAAGAAGCGGAGGGCGAGGAAUGUCAAGGAGAAGAAGAAGGCGAGGAAGUGUGACGGGAAAGGUUCCCCAGUGGUGGUGAGAUGCAACAACGAACAAGCUGUUGUACCGGCGGACGAGCGGCCCCUUAUCGAGUCGGACUUCGACUCCACACUUUCCCUGGCUGUCACUGACGACUUGCACUACGUGGAUGAUUUACCUCCCCUUAUCGACACCGAAGAUCAGGAAAAUUUAGAUCCAGAAGAGAUGCCUUUCCCAUUUUUUAAGCGAAAGAACAAGGGAAAUUCUGAUAAGGAUGUCAUUUUGGAAGAGGAGGUAAAGAGUGUUGACGGGUCGCCAGCCGCAGAACAAGACGUGGCGACUUCUGAGCAACAAUCCAAAGACGAGCAUGACACUGAAAACUGUAAAACUCCAGAGGAACACCAAAACAACAGUGGAAACCACGACACUGAAAACGGUAAAAGUCCCGAGGAACACCAAAACAACAGUGGAAACCACGACACUGAAAACGGUAAAACUCCAGAGGAACACCAAAACAACAGUGGAAACCACGACAUACAGGAAGCAGAAGACGCAACUGAUAUAGGAGUCAGCGUUCAAGAACCUGCUCAUGAGGAGAUCGCUGAUGAGGUGGUGCCAGCAGUUUUGGAAGUGACCCCUGUAAAGGAGCAGGAAGAGAUAACUCAGGAGACAGAGGACAGCCAGGACGGGACUCCUAGCGAAAAGACGGCUAUUGAUGAACAAGUUGGGAAAGAGGUCAGUGACGAACAGUCCAAGACACUCAACGGCAUGAAGAUUGAGGAGUCAUCUCCCCUGAUAAAGAAACAAGAACCAGAAGUCGACAUGAAUUUCAUGUGCUGUGUUAUUCUUUAAGCGCUAAAAACAUGCAAUAUAUAUUACCAGGUGAAACAUUAAACAAUAUUAAAAAACAAAACUUGCAAUCAUUACAUUAAGCGAAACGUGAAUUAAUGUAUGUGCCUUAUUAAAUUUGAGUGUAAUUAUGUAAACACUGAUCGGUUCAAGCUUAUUUUGAAGACUACGUGUGGUUCUAUAUUCAAUAUUAUGUUAUCUAUUUUAGAAGAAAAUAUGAAUUAUCAUCUGAGACGUAUACAUAUGCAAUAAUGCAGGAAGCUGGCAGCUGAUGAGGCUAAAAUGCUGAUAAAGCUGAGAAAUUGAAUUAGAACCACAAGUCAUCGAGAUAUGAUCUGCUAACAUAUGUUUGGCACUUAAACCUUGUAAAUGGUGCCCUACUCUGCCUUAACCAUUCCCCAUGCUGACGAUUGUCCUUUGUUAAGUGUCAGGUCGUUUUUUCCUUAUAAAGUGUUGUCAAUAUAUUUGUUAUUUAAUAUAAGUGUAUUCACUAAUUAUGAAUUGUUAAUGGUAAAACGAAUUUAAUAAAUGCGACAAUAGUUUGCUUGAAUUCCUGAUACAUGUUAAUAUAUUAACAGAGAUGGAAACAUAAUAAGCUUGUUUUGUAAUCUCUGUAUCAGCAUUAAUCGUAUAAGGUAAUAUCUUAUUGGUGAAACAAUGUAUUAUAAUUUUCGGUUUCCUGACAAACCAGCCAUAUUCCAUAUAUUAAGUAGAUAAAUAUUAACAAAACCAAAUAUUCGAAGCGAAUACGUUCCGGCUCAAGGAGGCAUUGAUAAAAAAAUCACGUUAAAACUUCAAGCGAUGUUUCGGCAUAAUAUUAACAUGGGGAUUUAAAAAAAUCUACAACUUCAUUGGAGAUAUCUAUAGAUGAAAAAAAAUCUGUUAUUUUACAAAUAAGAAGAAAACUACAUAAUUAAAAUGCACCGGAAUAAGCAAACACUUGCAAUUUUGUCUAAACCUGUAAUUACAUAUAGUCCCAUGGAAUGAUGCAGAAAUAUAAUUAUGAACAUUAUAGCACACAGUUAUAGCACACAGAAAUACAGUCUGUCAAAAUUAUGUAAAAAUAAAUAAAAAUGUUUUUGUACCUUGAAUAUUGCUUUCCAGCUAGGCAAAAAUUGUCGCUUGUAAUAUGACAUGUUCAGCUUUUCAGGCCUCAAAGUCGACAAAAAGGCAUUUGUUGAUAUAUCCUUCCAUGCAGUCAGCAGACAGCGGUAACAAAUUUAGAAAUAUUACAGUAUAAUACACAUGGUGUUGUAACGUUAUACAGUUGUAUGUGUGAAACAAUCCCUAGAAAUACCAAGUUACUGGAUUUGGUACAGAUAUCUGGCAACUUCCUAAGUGGCCUCAAAACCAAGUCGUGAAAUCUGCAUGAUAUGACUUAGGAUUUUAUUUUUUUAAAGAAUCGAACUUUCUUUUUAACAAAACAACACGUACUUGCCUAAAAUAGUGAUAUGACGACUAUAAGCCUGAGCUUGUGUUGUGAGACCGCCGACUCGGUGGUCAGUGAGUCCUGUCAUUCUACACUUUCUUGUGAUGUCACGUGCUUUUCCCUUGAUACUGUUACUGAUAUUUUGUUUUUGCUUGAAUCGCAAUAAAUAUAUUAACCAAAUAUAAA
Molecule: messenger RNA, 2766 nt
Organism: Mizuhopecten yessoensis (Yesso scallop)
Lineage: Eukaryota; Metazoa; Mollusca; Bivalvia; Pectinida; Pectinidae
Exons: 6
Coding region: 36-1154 (372 amino acids)
Source: RefSeq, a predicted model, not a curated record